GGCGGAAAUGAGUUGAAUCAGCCAGAGGGAGAGCGAGAAGAAAACAAACAUGGAAAACAUGGCGCGACAUCAAAACGUGUAGAGAUCACCGACCACGUUUUCUCUUUCCCUGCCAUAUUACAUUCAUGACGGCCGAGUUCAAAUGGACGGAAACCAUUCCGAGGCCACGACUCCUGGAAGAAAAGGCAAUCUGACUGGAAGUGCCAGAAAACUGAAGGACGAUGCAGCAGACUGGCAUAACCUUAUCCUGAAGUGGGACCGUCUGAAUGACGAGGGAUCUACCACUGCAACUAAAAUCGUCAACUGCAGAAUAAGUGAAAAGUCCGUGAAGGAGCCUGAUGUGGUUGAAGAGGACGGCUCAUCUGUAGCUGCUUCAGAGAGAAGAGUGAAUAAGAGCAGUCAGGAGCUACAGGAGGAAUGCGUCAAUCUACAGAACAUUGUAGACAAAAUGGCUCACGUCCUGUCCAAAAUGGAGAAGAUGGUCUCUGCUGAGAAGGGAAUAUGUGAACUGGAGAUGUUUCAGUACGGUGCGAAAGGAAGACCAGCACCACUAUUUCAAACUUGGUCUACCCAACAGUUUGCUGAAGUGUCAUCCAGGCUUUACGAGGCCUACAGGCAGGAGCUGGCCCUCAAGCAAACCAUCCUGCAGGAACUGGCCCACACAGCUAACACUGAUCUCUCCAUGGUCUACCUCUCCUCCUGGUUGUAUCAGCCCUACAUUGAGGACAGCACAAAACUUCUGUUAGAGAGCUUACUAAUGGAAACGGGUCACAGAACGCUAUGAUUCAGAUUGGUGGCAGUUUUUCCAUACUACACUAGGACUUGGAUGGAAAGUGAGAGCGGAGGAAUUUCUCAUAAAUAUAGGAUUUCAGAACCGGAGAAACUUUUUCCUGGAAGCUAGAAAUAUUUUAAGUACUAAUGGAACAUACGGAAAUGGUGUCAUGAGUAUGCUGGGAUUAGCUUGCAUGUGGAUUACACAGCAUACUGUGGGGUCGUACAGUUGUUGGCCUAGUAAAAAUGGCUGUCAAUCAUGAGAGUUUGUGACAUAUAGUGUGAUGUUUUUCUAAAUUAUAUACUGGCCAGUUUCCCAGACCCUGAUGAACCGUAAGCCUAGGCUAAAAAGAUUUUUUCCAUGGUGAUUUCCCAUUGAUGCUUAGUGCAACACUGCUUAUUCCACAUCCAAGAAAGUGGCUUGUUAUCAAGUUGGAAAGUUCAGCAGUCAGCUAAGAAAUAGCUCAGCUAUAAAGACAAAUCUUCACUGAACCGAAAGUCAGAUGGAAUGUUUCACUAAAACCUUCACAGGCCUCAGCAUUUCAUCUUUUAAAGAAUGAUGAAUUCAGUCUUCAGUACUUCUAUUGCUGUGUAUGGCAAAGCUUAAAAAAGCAAGCUUUGCCAGGCUGAUGUGUGCAUUGUUAUGUUUACUAUAGAUCCCGAUGCAUUGCCAGAAAUUAUGGCAAAUAUUGACAAAAAAAACAUGUCAACAUCAUCAUCUAAAUGAUACAUCAACAGCCCAUUAGGCCCAUUUCUGUAUUUUUGUACAAUUAUAUAUCCUGUUAUUUCUAGGUUUUACACAAUGCAGCUUCAUUCAAACAAAUAUUUAUCUAUAAACAUAUGCUUGAGUUUUUUUUUUUUUUUUUGGCUAUAGCUUUUACAAGGCUAACUAUUGGAAAUGAUACUGUUGUAUCAGUUUCUGAAACUGCUCUUUUUGUGCGAGUUGGAAUGUUGAAUGGCGUUUUGGAAUCUCUUGAUCAUUUUCCAAGUGGUUAUCCUCGAAACAUCUGUCACUUCUCAUUAUUUCAUAUAAUUGUGAUAUUUAUACUAUCAUCUACACAAAUGUAAAGUUUUUGUGUUUCUAUUUUCAUUUCUACAAUAUGCAGUGGAGUGACUUGCCCAUUUAAGCAACUGAGCACUGCUUAAUUAAAAUGGACAAAUCUA
Molecule: messenger RNA, 1935 nt
Organism: Pygocentrus nattereri (red-bellied piranha)
Lineage: Eukaryota; Metazoa; Chordata; Actinopteri; Characiformes; Serrasalmidae
Product: cyclin-dependent kinase 2 interacting protein
Exons: 5
Coding region: 143-784 (213 amino acids)
Source: RefSeq, a predicted model, not a curated record